GCGGCGCGGGAGGAGCGGGCGGGAGGAGCGGGCGCAGGGCGGAGGCACAUUGGCAGCCCCAGUCACAAGCCAGGCUCCCUCCUCCUGCUCGGAUUCCGCUCACGGAGCGCGGUGGGAAGCGAUUCCCUGUGCUGCUGCUGCUGCUGCUGCUGCCCUUGGAGUGUCUUCUCCCCACUUUUCUGGCUCUGUGUGAGGCAGGCAGGUCACUUCCCUUGGAGCUGUUCCAGGCAGGCCAGGUUGGACUGAGAGCAGCCUUUCUGCAGAGCCCAGGAUGAGUUCCAUGCUGACCUCGGCCAUCCGGAGCCUGCCCGUGUCCUCAGCCUGGGCUGCUGGGGCCUUUGCUCGGUCGCUCAGCUGCUCCUCACAGCUCCAAGCCACAGCCCAGCCCAAGACCAAGAAGACCUUGGGCAAGAGUGGAGUGAAGAAUGUUGUGGUGGUGGAGGGCGUCCGCAUCCCGUUCCUGCAGUCCGGCACCUCGUACGCAGACCUGAUGCCACACGACCUGGCAAGGGCAGCACUGCAGGGCCUGCUGACCCGCACCAGUGUCCCAAAGGACGUUGUGGAUUACAUUGUUUAUGGCACAGUUAUCCAGGAGGUGAAAACCAGUAAUGUUGCCAGAGAGGCUGCCUUGGGAGCGGGUUUCUCCGACAAAACCCCGGCCCACACCGUCACCAUGGCCUGCAUUUCCUCCAACCAGGCGAUGACCACGGGCGUGGGGCUGAUCGCGGCCGGACAGUGCGACGUGGUGGUGGCCGGAGGGGUGGAGCUCAUGUCGGACGUUCCCAUCCGGCACAGCAGGAAGAUGAGGAAGACGAUGCUGACCCUGAACAGGGCCAAGACCUUGGGCCAGAAGCUCUCCCUGAUUUCCAAAAUUCGCCCUGACUACUUUGCUCCUGAGCUCCCGGCUGUGGCCGAGUUCUCCACCAGUGAGACCAUGGGGCACUCUGCCGACCGCCUGGCCGCCGCCUUCGGCGUGUCCCGCCUGGAGCAGGACGAGUACGCCCUGCGCUCCCACACCCUGGCCAAGAAGGCCCAGGACGAGGGUCUGCUGCUGGAUGUGGUGCCCUUCAAAGUGCCAGGCAAAGACACAGUCACCAAGGACAACGGGAUCCGGCCCUCCUCCAUGGAGCAGAUGGGGAAGCUGAAGCCGGCGUUUGUCAAGCCCUAUGGAACUGUGACAGCAGCCAACUCCUCCUUCCUGACGGACGGAGCGUCGGCGAUGCUGCUCAUGUCCGAGGAGAAGGCCCUGGCCAUGGGCUACAAACCCAAGGCCUACCUGAGGGACUUCGUGUACGUGUCCCAGGAUCCCAAGGACCAGCUGCUGCUGGGCCCAACAUAUGCCACCCCCAAAGUGCUGGAGAAGGCCGGGCUGACCCUGAACGACAUCGACGUGUUCGAGUUCCACGAGGCCUUUGCUGGCCAGAUCCUGGCUAACCUGAAGGCCAUGGAUUCAGACUGGUUUGCACAGAACUACAUGGGCAGGAAGUCGAAGGUGGGAGCCCCUCCCCUGGACAAGUUCAAUACCUGGGGGGGGUCCCUGUCGCUGGGACACCCCUUCGGGGCCACCGGCUGCCGCCUGGUCAUCACUGCUGCCCACAGGCUGAAGAAGGAGGGGGGACAGUUCGGGCUGGUGGCCGCCUGUGCCGCGGGGGGACAGGGCCACGCGAUGAUCGUGGAGCUUUACCCCCAGUAAGCGGUGCCCGUCCGUCCCGUGCCCGGCGAUGCCACCUCAAUGCACUAACAAACCCUACACCCCCUCCUCCUCCUCCGAGGGGGGCUUUGUGGCCUUUAUCAAUCCCUUUUUAGCUGCUCAGCCAGCGAUUUGUAUCUGAUGAACACGCUCUAUUCCACUUCCAGCAGAGGAACAGCCAAUGUGGCUCGGAGUCCCUGCUGGCUCCUCGUAACCUGUCUGCUCCUUCUGGGAACUCCUCAGGAUUUCUCCCAGUGGGGAACAAAAAUGAUUGCAAAGCUCUGUACGGAGAACUAAGUCUGGAGAGAGGGAGAACGUGAAGCACUGGUGGUGGGUGGGCUGAGGGGGGUGAAUGCCGUGGGCAGGAGCAGCUCUUAGGGCAGUGGGGUCAGUCCCAGGGGCUGAGCUGGGCUCAGACGGGGCAGUUUUGCUGCACGAUGUCCAAAGGCUGUUGGAAUGAGCAAAUUGCAUCUGACAAAUGAAUGUCACCGAGGUAACAACCACAAUAAAUCAGGACAAGACACAC
Molecule: messenger RNA, 2216 nt
Organism: Chiroxiphia lanceolata (lance-tailed manakin)
Lineage: Eukaryota; Metazoa; Chordata; Aves; Passeriformes; Pipridae
Gene: HADHB
Product: hydroxyacyl-CoA dehydrogenase trifunctional multienzyme complex subunit beta
Exons: 16
Coding region: 272-1693 (473 amino acids)
Biological process (GO): fatty acid beta-oxidation
Molecular function (GO): acyltransferase activity, transferring groups other than amino-acyl groups
Source: RefSeq, a predicted model, not a curated record